AGCGCCGCGGGGGGCGGGGGCGCCAACGGCCGCUGAGGGAGGGCCUGUCAUGGCGCACAAACAGAUCUACUACUCCGACAAGUACGAUGAUGAGGAGUUUGAGUACCGGCACGUGAUGCUGCCCAAGGACAUCGCCAAGCUGGUGCCCAAGACCCACCUGCUGUCGGAGUCGGAGUGGCGGAACCUGGGCGUGCAGCAGAGCCAGGGCUGGGUCCACUACAUGAUCCACGAGCCAGAGCCCCACAUCCUACUCUUCCGACGGCCAUUGCCCAAGAAGCCAGAAAAGUGAGUGGCCUCUGGUGUGCCGAAGCUCCCAGUCCUUCCACGCUGAGCAAGCACCUUCCUCCUCCGCAUUUCUCAGGGGCUUCACCCCCUGCCCCUCGAUGCUGCCUGGGCGCCGUUUUGGCGACUCGGCCUUGGUUUCGGAGGCCCUUCCCGUCGCGAUGCCUCCAAAGCUUCAAUAAAGUUAUGUUUGGCAA
This is a messenger RNA of Catharus ustulatus (Swainson's thrush), 479 nucleotides long. RefSeq names its product CDC28 protein kinase regulatory subunit 1B (gene CKS1B). NCBI's taxonomy places the organism in Eukaryota, Metazoa, Chordata, Aves, Passeriformes, Turdidae. The record is from RefSeq and is a predicted model, not a curated record. Gene Ontology annotation, molecular function: protein kinase binding; ubiquitin binding; cyclin-dependent protein serine/threonine kinase activator activity. The transcript is spliced from 3 exons. Gene Ontology annotation, biological process: regulation of mitotic cell cycle. Gene Ontology annotation, cellular component: SCF ubiquitin ligase complex; cyclin-dependent protein kinase holoenzyme complex. The coding region runs from base 50 to 289 and encodes 79 amino acids.